Messenger RNA from Bursaphelenchus xylophilus (pine wood nematode), 6786 nucleotides. The record is from the annotation of a GenBank genome assembly. NCBI's taxonomy places the organism in Eukaryota, Metazoa, Nematoda, Chromadorea, Rhabditida, Aphelenchoididae.
AUGCCUCCAAAAGGUAAAACAGUGCUAAAAGAGGAGGUUACGGGUGAAGCCUUGGACUCCGCGAGUUCGAGUAGUCCGUGGACAGGUCGGACUCGAGGAAAACGGCUUCCCGAAAGCCUUCUUCAUGAGUUGACGGGCCAGAACGAGCCGGAAGAAGAGGAUUACGCCGCUCCAGAGCAAGAGAUUUCGGAAUUUGAUGAACCGUAGGUGAAACUUUCUUUAUUUGUUCAUGUUUUAGUUUUGGAAGAAAGGAGAACCAUUUUAGAAGCAUUUUAUGGUCAUAAUUGGCGUUUUGGACAUUAAUUUAGACUUUCUUUGACAUCAGUUGGAAAAUUUUUGAAAUUUCGAAGUUAUGAUGCAAUCUCUCUGAUCGCUUUGAUUUUGUAGCUGCCCAGCCUCAUAACCCGACUAUUUUCAGCAUCUACAAGUACGAAGUGUGCGCGUACAAGGUGAACGAUGUGGAUGAUCCGAUUUUGUUCUACAAAUCGCCCAAGUACAAUGUGGUAUUUCUGUUCGUCGCAAGGAAGGAUGAGCAUGUUUGUCUUGAUUGUUUGAUCCAUGCCAAAGUCAAGAAGGAAGUGCAGUCGUUAAAAUACGAUAACGGAUACGUGUUUACCGAUCCGGACACGAUGAAACAUUGUUGUUUAGAUCAGAAGUGGGUGGAGGUCCCCAAACGGCAAGUUUUUCAUGUUUUUUCUCUUUCAACGUUUAGGAAAUGAAUUCAGCUGGUUGGAGGACAUAAUUUACCGUCUUUGAAAGCUCAUUUCAAUCUAGAAUUCGUCUUGCUUCUUCCUGAGAAUAAUUUUUUCUUCAAGACCCUUCAAAACUUUGCAAAGUUUGGGAGAUAAACACCUUCUUUUCAGUCCUGAGAAGAUCAGAUUCGGCUCAAUUGACGAGAUAUUCAUCAAAUCAGACGGCCCCGAAAGCGAACAUAUAUUUUUCCUGAAGAAGAUGGAGAAAAAUCACAACACCUUCGGUUGUCUUCGCUGUCAUUUGAAGGCUUUGCAGAAGGAGUUUCAAAAUGGAUCUGCUCGAGUUUUGACUACCGUAAUUGGUGUGUUCUUCGCUGAGGAUCCAAAGAAGUUGAGCCACAUUUGCAACAGCAAGGAUGAAUUGUCGAUCGAAAGAAUCGAGGAGUAGGUGUUGUAAUAUAAAUUUUUGAUGGUAAAACCACACAAAUAUUGUUAUAAAAUUAAAUUUUCUUGUCAGAAUUUAUUUUGAGCUAAAAAAUCGCGUUUUCAGGAUAAAAUUUGCCCCGACCAAAGUCUGCCAAGGUCCCAAACAUCCCACUUACCUGUACCUCUCAAAAACCAAGCCCGAUUACAUUUAUCGCUGGAUUUUCAAGUGCUACAAGGGUGAUCAGAAGAUUUACAAAUGCAUGGAGUGCGAGCUGGUGAAACGGAAGGAAUUCCCGGACGCCGAUAAACAAACUCAAGCCAAGCUGGUCGUACCUUCAUUGGUGUACAAAGAUGGGUGUUUUGAUAUGGAUCCCGAUGCUGUGGAGCAUUGUUGCGUCUAUUAUGAAGAGUCUGACCUCGUCAAGUAUCGGAAAUUGAAGUGAGUUGAUUUUUUGGAGGGUGCAAAAAAAAUUUUUUUUUGAAAAGUUCUGCACUGUGCAGUAAAGAUAAGAUGUGGUUUUUACCUUGGUAAAGUAAAAAAUUUGGGAAAUUUUUGUCAUGACAGUGGUUAGUGGAUGUAAAAAGAGCGGUUUAAAAAAUUUUAAGUUUUUUUGAUGAGCAGAUUUUAAAUUAUCCCGGAAAGUUUUUUCUUUGCACCGUGCAAUCACAAUUUUUUUCAAAAUCUCUCAUUUUCAGCAUGCUCCGGGAUAAAAACUUGUUCCAAUCGGAGCCAUCCGAACCCGAAGACCUCCUGGAAGACUCACUUGACAAUUCCGUGAACCAGUCUCUUGACCAGUCCAAUCUGGACACGUCCAAAUCCCAGCCGCUGAACCCGCGAAUUCUCCGCUACAAAUCUCAACAUUUCCCCAACUUUUUCUUCACUUUUGUGCGCCGCAGCAAGGGCGACAAGUACGGAGCGACCUACAAGUGCGAAGGAUGCAUCAAUCAGCGCUCAAUCUUGGCCCAAUCCGAGCCCAUCACGGUCCUGCCACAGGUGCCUAGUAUAAGGUGGAGAAAUGGGUACUUCCUCAGCGACCCCGACGAACUGGACCACUUCUGUCAAAGAGGACAGAAUACCGAUGAUAUUGAUGUGGAAAUGCUGGAUGCACAGGACUUUGAUGAGUCAGGGUGAGCAGUUAUAUUAUACUUGGUGGGAAUAGGUAACAUUGGUUUGAAGAGGUAUAUCUCGGAGAUGAAUGGAGUGAAGUGGAUAGUUUUUGACAUUGAGAAAGUGGAUUGUAUGAAGAUUAUUUGUGGAUAGGGUCGAAGUUUGGGGUCAAUUUUUACGGUAGUUAUGGAAGAUUUUUUGCUCAGUAUUGUAAUCGAUGGAAAUUGAAAAUUUCUUGGAAAAAAUGGUGAAAAAUAAAUGUGUAAUGGUGUUUAUGAGCUUUUAGAUUCUGUUUUAUAUUCUAAAGAGUCGAAAUUGGUAUUGCAAUCAUAUAAAAAAUUAUUUUUUGAGCGGUUUUUACCGAAAGUUUUGAUGUUCUCUCUAUUUUUUCUAUUUCCAGCCCAUCCCGUCAGCCCCAAAUCCGCUCAACCUUCUUCCCAGCCAUCAUCAAGCCGCAGCCGGCCAGAAAGGCGCUGGUUUAUAUGUACGAGAGUCGAAAAGUUGAGGACGCGAUCUACGAAUUCGUUUAUUUACACGAAAACAAGUGCCAUCAAGUGUUUGCGUGUGUUGGAUGCAGAGACACCAAGCUCUACCACAUGAACGUGGGAGAACCGGGACCAUUCCCCUCCGUCCCCACCAUAAAUGUGAUCCGAAAGAACUUUUUGAGCGACCCGGACGAACUUUCCCAUUACUGCCUGAUCCCAGGUGAAUAUGAGCGCCAGGUUGAGGCGCUAAAGGGUAAAAAAGAGAAAGGAAAGAAGAGAAAAGCACCAGAAGCAGGCACGGAAAAUUUGGAACCAUCCACAAGCGGUGGGCCCAAGGAAGGUAGGGAUUUUUAUAUUGUUUUAGGUAAAGAUUUGAACCAUGAAAAAAAUUCGAUUUUUUUUCGAAUUUGUACAUUUAAACAUGUACCGACCAUACUAAUAGGUAUCACAGUAUUGUGCGACACUAGAUGGCCUAGCAGUUGGCUUUAAAAUUUCAAUUUUUUACAAAACAAGUUUAAAGAAGGGUAAUAUAAAGUUUGGCAACUGGUUCCAAAAUUUGCCAAGCAAUCUGUCUGAUAUUUUGGAAUGAGAAGAGAUAUGAUGAAUGCUUUGUUCGAUUCAAAAAUGAAGUUUAUUGUAAAGGGAUUACGGUAGUUGUGCGGGUUUUUUUUUGAAAUGUCUCUUUCUUUGACAAAAAUUUUUAUUUUUGAUAACAUUUUGAAAUUUUGUGAUGCCUAGAGUAGGAAAAAGGAUGCAUGAGCAUCAAGAAGCUAAAUGAAGAUGUACUAAGGGGUUUCCCACUUAAAAGUUAUGGUAUGUUGUGAUGUUUUAGCAAAAAUUUUUGAAUUUUUGGCCAAAAAGUUGGGUUCCAAAAGAUGGCUGUAAUACAGUAUGACUCAACCUUUUCAUUGGAAUUUUUGACAUUUCGAACUAUUAUUGGAGCUAGUUUAGGUGCGUUGAAUAUCAAGUUUGGGGUUUAUUUGGGAGCGGAGAUGUCGACAAAAAAGUUACAGUGACGGACCUGAUCCAGUGGCAAAAAACGUGCCAUUUUGCAUCCGGGAAGUAUUAAAAAAUAUAGCAAAAUGACUUCCUCUCCAACUAAAAAACCCUGUUUUUAAGGGCGCGUCUCACAAAAAGAGCGGGCGCGCUUUUGAAAACGGGGUUUUUUAGUUGGAGAGGAAGAGGCUUUUUGCUAUAUUUUUGAUACUUUCCGGAUGCAAAAUGCUAUGUUUUUGCCGCUGGAUCAGGUACGUCACUGUAACUUUUUUCUCGAUAUCUCCGCUCCUAAAUACACCCCAAACUUGAUAUUCAACGCACCUAAACUAGCUCCAAUAAUAGUUCGAAAUGUCAUAAAUUCCAAUGAAAAGGUUGAGUCAUACUGUAAUUACAGCCAUCUUUUGGAACCCAACUUUUUGGCCAAAAACUCAAAAAUUUUUGCUGAAAUAUCAUAAAAUACCACAAUUUUGUUUUAGGAAAAAAAAAUCAUUUUCAGCCCCAGAGGAAGAGCGAAAGUUCCCAGCGAUGGAAGGGAUCUCGCUGCACGGCAAACACCCCCUCUACAUGUACCACUCGGUCGCCGAUCCGGGCGUGAUCUGGCAAUUCUCCUUCAAGUCCCUGAACCAAAACGACGUCACCUACAAGUGCACCAAGUGCGACGCGGUGAAACGCGAACUGGUGAAGGAAGACCGCUCCCAGAAGCUGAUCAUCCCGACGAUCCGAAUCCGCGCCGGCCAAUUCCUGUCCGACCCGGACGAACUCGAACACUUCUGCUUGAAGAGGGCCAAGGACACGAAAGAGGAGACUCUGGUCAAGCAGAUUGUCCUGUAAGUUGUUGGAACUGUGUGUUAGAGGGUGUGGGUUGGAUUGGGAAAGAUUUUUUAGCCAGGUUUGGGUAAGGUGGAUUUUUUUUUGAUUUUUUGCACUGCACAGUGCAAAAAACAAAAAAGUGCUAAAAAUUGAUUAUUGAGCUGCGUUACAAUAAAAACACACAAAAAUUUCAUGAAUAGUCGAUUUUUGGACAGAUUUUUUUCAAAAUUGGAGUUUCCCGCCAAUUCGAAAAUUCUUUGGCAUUCUGUUGCAAGUUUUGAAAGUGACGUAUAAUGAAAUUACUAGUGGAAAUAGCUGGUUCGACACAAUUUUUAUACCAAAAAAAGUUUUGCCGUGAUAUUUGACAUAGGUUUUUUUCAAAAUUCAAAUUUCCCGCCAAUUCAAAACUUUUUUGGCGUUCUGUUGCAACCCUUGAAAAUGCAAUUUUUUGCAGGAAGAUCUCAAAAGAACAACGGGUAUGCCCCAAAUCGCUGAACGAAGCCCGCGCCGCCAUCCGCUACGAGCUGCAGCAGGCAUCGGUGAAGGACGAGGACUUCAGCUACGAGCUGGCAUUACGCUACUUUACGGAGCUCAGGCAAAAGUCCCUGGCCCGAAGAUUGAGAAGAAACAUGAUGGACGGAUGUGUGACCGUGAUGGAUCCAUACAACGAGUCCAAUUUCUCAAUGCAUUCUCAAGUCGGCGACUAUUUAAUUGAGGUAGGUGAAGAUAAUAUUUGGUUGAAUUUGAUGAAAAUAUUGGUUUGUUUUGGGGGAAAUGUGUUUUAAGAUUUUUUAGGGGAGAAGAAGGCAGAUUAGAUUGUUAGUUUGAUUUUUGAAAACAAUAAUUAUAUUGUUGUAGGUAAGGGACGGAGAAAAAUUGGGAAUUUUGAUGACGAAAAGGGUUGAUAUCUCAUGGAAUGGCUUAGAAUAUAAUUUAGAGCACCUUUCAAUGUAUGUGAUUGAUUUUUUUAGAGUUUAGAUGUGUUUUUUAUAUUACACUUGAGAUCAAAAAAAAUUUUUUAAUUUUUGCUCAACCUUGAUUAUUAUGAUGGAAAAGCGAUUUUUUAGACUAGUGGAAAAUUUUUUUAGCGUUUAUUAUUGAGACUACAAUAUUUAUUUACAAAAUUAUAUUGCACUUGACGUCAGAUCCGAUUUUUUCGAAAUUGAACGUUAUAGAUGGAGUUGACUGUAAAUAAAUUAUUAUAAAUAAUCUUUGAAUGAUUUCAGAGCUCCACGAAGCCCGACGCCCAAUUCCUGCAGCCGAAAUUGCCGCGCGAAGGCUUGGCCUCGUACGUGCAUCGGAAUGAUGACUUUGAUAAAAGUGGAAGAUACCUCGAAAUCGAAGAUGAUAUGGUCCUGGAACGCUACAUAAACGAAGAAGGACAGCAUGUGGUCGUGGUCAGAGCGGACGAACAGGACGACCGACUCAGAGAAGUCCAGGAAGAAAUCGAUGUUGUGGAGCAGGAAUAUGAGGUAUAAUAUAAAUUUUUGGAUUGUUUGAGAACGGUUUAGAAUUUCUAGAGGCUUUUAAGAGGAUUUGGGAGCUUUCAGAAUAAUUUUUUGGCAAAAAUCCGUCAUCCUGACAUGAUUUUUGGAUGAUAUUACACUUGACCUAGAGGUCAAGUUUUUGGAAUGCUUGAGGACCGUUGAGGAUUUUUAGAGGCUAUUUAGAGGGUUUGGGAGCUUUCUAAAUAAUUUUUUGGAUGAUAUUACACUUGACCUAGAGGUCAAGUUUUUGGAUUGUUUGAGAACGGUUGAGAAUUUCUAAAGGCUAUUAUGAGCAUUUGGGGGCUUUUUGAAUAAUUUUUUGACAAAAAAUCCGUCAUCCUGACGUAUUUUUUGAAUGAUAUUGCACUUGACCUAAAGGUGAUUAUAAAUAUAAACAGGGGUAUAAGGUCAUGCCGAAACUUAGUAUACAGAUGUUUGAGAAUGUGAAAAUCAUUUUUGUUUAUGAUUUUCCUUACGUCGUGUUAUAACAUGUUGAAAAAUCAAUUUUUUUACAAAAACGGGAAAUUUUUAAAGUUUUUGACAUUACACUCAAAAUUGAUGGUGGUUUAAUGAAAAAUUGGAGAUGUAUAUUGCGAAAAGUGUGUUAGUAAUUUUUUACUGAGAAUUUUACAAUUUUUGCAUGAGUUUUUUAAUAAUCUAUAUUAUUUUAGGCCCCCUAUGGCGCAAAUUAUGAGGAAUAUUCCCAGCCAGACGUCAAACCCUCCACGGAAGACCUGAAAUCCCCACCUCAAAGUCCGAAGAAGCGCAAAGUCGCACAAUAA